UUUGUAGGUGACGCGCGUCCACACGCAGCGUUGUGCGCGCUCUCAGACUGUCUGUGUGAUGGACGUGUGGAAGCGCAGAUUCAUUUCUUCUGACUUUGGACUUACAGAAUGAUUCAUUUUGCCGAGAAGCCGAGCGAAACAACUUUUCUCAUUCACUGAGGAAAUUAGAUUGGCUCACAGCGCCUUUCAACACGACCAAAGGAAUUCACAGAACAUUUCUUGCUACUCAAGAACAUGUUGUUACUCUGAACGGGUGCAGAUGGUGGCACGUAGGUAUGAAAGAAUGGCCUACCCUGGUUCUGGUUGGACGAGGGCACAGCUUUAAGAUGUAUGGCCCCUGGUACCUGUCUCAGUGAUGAAGAGCACCCCCACCAUCUUCCUCCUCACUCUAGCUGUCCUGUGCAGAGCUGAGAGUGUGAGUGGGAAGACGGUGAAGGACACAGUGCAAGAAUGGAACAGGUAUCGGAACGAGUGCAUCAUGAAGAUAAGCUCACAACCCACCCCCUCGGGUUUGGUUUGCAAAAGCAUGUUUGAUAUGUACGCUUGUUGGACAGAUGGAGUUCCCAACACAACUGUGAAAGUGCCGUGCCCCUGGUAUCUGCCUUGGUAUGAUCAAGUGCGUAAUGGGUUUGUGUCACGGGAAUGUGGUCCAGAUGGCCAGUGGCUCACCGUCAACGACAGCCAUACAUGGAGAGACCACUCACAAUGCAUUGCAGAUGACAACCAGGAGAAACAGGAGAAUCAGAUGAUGAUCUUGGCCUAUUUCAGAGUGAUGUACACAGUUGGUUACUCUCUAUCCCUGGCCAGCCUGUCUUUAGCCCUUGUUAUACUUCUCCUGUUCAGGAAGCUCCGCUGCACACGUAAUUACAUCCACACCAAUCUGUUUGCCUCUUUCAUCCUGCGAGCUGUGUCCAUCCUCACGAGAGAUGCACUUCUCAUGAAAGACGCUCCUGAGUUCAGGGACAACAAAGAUGUUUCGAUCAUUCUGAGCGACCAGGUGAUGUCAGGCUGCCGUGUGGCUCAGGUCCUGAUGCAGUACUGCGUUGGGGCAAACUACUAUUGGCUACUGGUAGAAGGUCUAUAUCUUCAUAACCUGCUGGUGCUGAUGGUCUUCUCAGAGAACAGCUACUUCUGUGUAUACCUCUUCAUCGGCUGGGGAACACCUGUGCUCUUUGUGGUGCCUUGGAUAGUUGUUCGUUACCUUUAUGAGAACACCAGGUAAGAUUGCUGGGAGAUCAACGAAAAUAUGGCAUAUUGGUGGAUCAUCCGAACGCCAAUCCUUUUGGCGAUUUUAGUGAACUUUUUUAUAUUUAUAAGGAUUAUUCAGAUCCUCGUCUCCAAAUUAAAAGCACAUCAGAUGAGAUAUACAGAUUAUAAAUUUAGGUUAGCCAAGUCCACGCUGACCCUCAUCCCCCUGUUAGGGAUUCAUGAGGUGGUGUUCGCUGUGAUGACAGAGGAACAGACUGAGGGCGUGCUUCGCAAUGUCAACCUGUUCUUUGAACUCUUCUUCAAUUCUUUUCAGGGUUUUCUGGUGGCCAUAUUAUACUGCUUUGUCAAUAAAGAGGUACAGUCAGAAAUCAAAAAGAAAUGGCAGCGAUGGAAAUUGGGUAUAAGCAUUUUGGAGGACCAACGUAAUACAGGAAGCAACACACAGCAAGGAGGUGCAGGUCCUCGGUGUCACCACGACCCAGCCUGCUCUCCAGACUGCCCUCUGGACAGUGGCAGCCAACUGUCCUCGGACCCAACACCCACAGCCACCCAACUGCCUGUUCAGCAUCACUACCAUCCCGGAGCAAAGAAAGGCAAGGCGUACUGCUACAUCUCUGCCCGAAAGCAGGUUCUGAACGGGCUGGAUGUGCCAGCAUUACCCCAGUGCACCGGAGAGGGAGCAGUGAUGUUUUCUGAGAGCUACUGUUGAACUGUGUGGACUGGACAAACAAAGCCAGAUAUCAUGGAGUGUCCCAUUGUUUUUAACUAUCAAAAGGAUAUUACUACAUCACAUUUCUCACAUUAUGCCUGGCAACCCUCUUUAUUUGUGUUUUCCUUGUUUACCACUAUACCUCAUUUUGGACACUAGAUUUAUUCUGUUAUGUGCCAACAUUGUGGAUCAACUCAAAGACUGCCUACUUUACCACAAAGUCAUUUAUAUUUAUGAUUGCAUGAGGAUUAUCUGUUCAAAGUCUUCAGGUAAGACACAAACAUCACCUAGCCUGGACAAUCACCAGAUAGCCAUCAGUAUGUUAACCCCAAAACAUUUUGGAUCCUUAAGCCACAUAUCCAAUACCAUUUAAGAAUUUGAGGUCAGUAGUAUUGGUAAGAAAUUACUACUUCCAUUCAGCAAGAAUACAUUAAAUUGAUCAAAAGUGACAGUGAAGACUUUUCCAAAGUUACAAAAGAUUGCUGUUUCAAAUAAAUACUUCCUAUUCAUCAUAGCAUUUUGAAAAAGCACAGUUUCUAAUAUUAAGCAGAACUACAGUUUUCAACAUAGAUAAUAAUAAGAAAUGGAUUUUAGAAUGAUUUCUGAAGGACAAUGUGACACUGAAGACUGGAGUAAUGCUGCUGAAAAUUCAGCUUUACUAUCACAGGAAUAAAUUACUUUUUAAAAUAUGUUCAGAUAUAAAACAGGUUAUUUAAUUGUGAUAAGAGUUUACAAAUUUAAUGCUUUUACUGUAUCUAUGAAUAAAACAUUCAGCCUCUGUGAGCAUUAG
This is a messenger RNA of Cyprinus carpio (common carp), 2708 nucleotides long. Its product is annotated as gastric inhibitory polypeptide receptor-like. The transcript is spliced from 14 exons. The record is from RefSeq and is a predicted model, not a curated record. Lineage: Eukaryota; Metazoa; Chordata; Actinopteri; Cypriniformes; Cyprinidae. Gene Ontology annotation, cellular component: plasma membrane. Gene Ontology annotation, molecular function: gastric inhibitory peptide receptor activity; peptide hormone binding; G protein-coupled peptide receptor activity. Gene Ontology annotation, biological process: adenylate cyclase-modulating G protein-coupled receptor signaling pathway; cell surface receptor signaling pathway.